AUGCGUUCAGCAUCUUCGAACGAUCUGGGAGUGCCACCAGAGCAAGAUCAGGAAGUUAUGUGGAACAGUGAGCGGUUUUUGGAGUUACGAAGAGAAUUUCUUUCUGAUCGAACGGAGUUCAAAGCAUUGGAAAUUCUAAAACGCAUGAUAGCGAUCGACGCUAAUCAAGUGGAUGAAAAUGCAUGGCUGGAGUGUAAGGAUGUGAUCUCAAUGCUAUUAAAUGCUAUCCCAGUGGCUACACUUCUGGAAACUCAACAGAUUAUGUUACUAACUGCAUUGGAAACUUGUCCACCACAUGUUGUUACUGCGCUAGCAUCCCAUCUGACAACUCAUCAUCAAGUUGCUACACCGUUGCUGAACGGAGUCGCACAGGCUGUGUCAGUGGCUUUUGCUAGAAGAAUUAAUGAUCCGGAAACGUAUGAACAGUUGGCGAAGUUACUUGCACCGGUGGCAAGCAACCCACAACUUUUACAAGAACUCGAACAUCAACUGUCGACCACCAAAAGCUCAGAACACCGAUUCAAGGUUUACCAGGUGCUCCUUUGUGCAAUCCAACGAAAUUUGUACACCCCUGCAUUGGCUCCACUGCUGAGGAGGCUGGUGGACGAAUUGUCCUCCGACGACGUGCUGGUGAGGUUGGCGGCAAUGGACGCGUUAUCCGAUGCAGCUAUAGCGUCACCAGCUAGUGCAGCUGUUGUUAACGAGUCAGGAGCGCCGCAAAAGAUCUACGAGUUGUUACAGAGCAGCAAAGAAGCACCAGAUGGAGGCUUCAUUUAUCCUUCAUGCGUGAAAUUCUUUGGAACAUUGAGUCGGGUGUAUCCAGAUAUCAUCAAUGUAUUUCCUUCAUUUGUACCAGCUGUUUUUGAUAUGGUUACGCAUUUCGACCUUGUUGAGGCAUCACAAAGAGCGCUUGCGUUUGAUACUUUUGCGCAAGUCGCCUAUAAAGCAGAAGCGAAACAAAACCUGCAAACUUUGUUAGGUGUUGAAGGCGUUAGGAGAGCGUUGCAAGCUCUAGCGGCCUCCAUAUCCAGUGGACCAAUAGAGUUACGUGUCCGUCACCUCGACGCAAUGGCGACUCUUUUCGAGCAUGGAGAGGACCAAUUGUUGUCGCAAUGGUUCAGCCAUAUGGGCUCACCGAUGCCAACAGUACUGAUGAGCCUGGUACAAAAACCGUUCCCGGACUUGAGAAUGGCAUCAUUACGCACAUUUGCGUCAUUACUUUCGCAUCCGUUUGGUAUUCAAACUUUCCUUGCCGCAUCAGGCUUCUUGGACUGGUUGCUGAAUCCAUCGACUGAACACGAAUGGGAAGCCGGUCGACUAAAAGCUGACAUCAUCCGGGCGCUAAUAGCAAGCAAUUCCCCGUUAAUUGAUGCUCCACUAAAAUUGAGGAUGCAGGCAUAUUUUGUGGCGCCGAAGCGAGAUCCAGAAGUCGAGAUGAUGUUGUGA
Molecule: messenger RNA, 1446 nt
Organism: Necator americanus (New World hookworm)
Lineage: Eukaryota; Metazoa; Nematoda; Chromadorea; Rhabditida; Ancylostomatidae
Exons: 12
Coding region: 1-1446 (481 amino acids)
Biological process (GO): proteasome assembly
Cellular component (GO): cytosol
Source: RefSeq, a predicted model, not a curated record